AUGGACAACUUGCUCCGGCUGCUCAAACGCGGCUUCUGGCUACAUGGUUCUGACCUCGAGAGGGUGGUCAAGCCCAAUGUCGCGUUCCUGCGGGAGUGCGGGCUACAUGAUUGCGACAUUGCCAAGCUAUGCAUCCGUGAGCCAAGGGUCCUCAGAAUCAAACAGCAGCGCCUCCAGGCGAUGGUGGCAUGCGCCAAAGCUCUCUGUGUGCCGCAUGGCUCUGGGAUGUUAGGAAAAGCGUUGCAGGCUGUCGCAUCCACUGACGAGGAGAAGAUUGCCACCAAAGUGGAUUACUUGAAGAAGACAUUAAGGUGGUCAGAUUCUGAGGUGGGCAUUGCUUUGCCCAAUAAUCCGAUGGUGCUGACCUAUUCUAAGGAGAGGCUGCAACGCUUAUCAGAGUUCCUCAUCUCCGAGGCGGGGUUGGAACCGGGGUACAUUGCUCAUCGGCCGGCAAUGCUCAAUUAUAGCCUGGAUGGUCGGCUCAGGCCCCGGUACUACGUUAUGAAGUAUCUCAAGGAAAACAGAUUGCUACAUCGCGACCGGGAUUACUAUUCUGCAGUCGCGCUGACUCCGAAGGUAUUCAUGGACAAGUUCAUAUGCCCACACAAGGAAGCUGCACCGCACCUUGCUGAAGACUAUGCAGCAGCUUGCAGAGGGGAAGUGCCAGCUAGAUUCAGAUUCACAUGA
This is a messenger RNA of Triticum turgidum subsp. durum (durum wheat), 687 nucleotides long. Lineage: Eukaryota; Viridiplantae; Streptophyta; Magnoliopsida; Poales; Poaceae. The record is from the annotation of a GenBank genome assembly.